This is a messenger RNA of Achroia grisella, 584 nucleotides long. RefSeq lists its product as uncharacterized. Bases 62 to 493 code for a protein of 143 amino acids. Gene Ontology annotation, biological process: proteasome assembly. The transcript has a single exon. NCBI's taxonomy places the organism in Eukaryota, Metazoa, Arthropoda, Insecta, Lepidoptera, Pyralidae. The record is from RefSeq and is a predicted model, not a curated record.
AUUUCUGUGUUAAUACUUUAAAAUUAAUACUACAUAAUUUAAAUAAACGAAAGGCCGAAAAAUGUUGCAACGUAAUUCACCACGCAAAGUGACAUCACGGCGUCAGAUUUCGUACAGGCCUACGUCUUGGAAGGUGCAUCAGUUCGAGGUUUGGAGUGGAGAGUUGCUAUGUAGAGCAGCCGUCCUCCGCGCCGAUCGCUCGCUGUUCGUGUGGUUGGGCAGCGGGUCCGGUGAGCCGGAGCUGGGCGACAUGUGUAUGGGAGUGCCGGCGCCGGGCUGGCUGCGGGCCGGGGCGGGGCGCGGCGGGCUGGGGACUGCGCUGGUGGGCGCGGAGGGCGCGGAGGGCGCCGCCACCGCGCUGGCUCGCCGGCUGGCGGCCGCGCUGCAGCGACCCGUCUACAUAUGCUCUAGUUGCACGUUCGAUAGGUUUACUAUACCACUGGUCGAACGCGGACUCAUUUUGGAAAUCAAGAGCAGACCUGAGUGCUUUUAAACAGACUAUAUUAUUGUGAAGCGAAAGCGGACUGAGUUAGGAAAAUUAUCUCAUUUUUUUACAAUGUUGCGAAGUUUAUGUCUAAAGUAUU